This is a messenger RNA of Schistocerca piceifrons (Central American locust), 8376 nucleotides long. RefSeq lists its product as uncharacterized. The transcript has 15 exons. NCBI's taxonomy places the organism in Eukaryota, Metazoa, Arthropoda, Insecta, Orthoptera, Acrididae. The record is from RefSeq and is a predicted model, not a curated record. Bases 189 to 6209 code for a protein of 2006 amino acids.
GCCAGCCGCAGCAGCUGCUGAGCCUGCUGCUGCAGCGCGGGGACGCCUCCACCGCCUGGGGCUUCGCCGCCGUCAAAGCCGAUGCCGCGCUCACAGUCCAGCAGGUGAGCAAUGGCACGGUGGGGGCCCACUACCUGGCGCCCGGGGACGUCAUCCUGCGGCUAGGCGGGCGCGACCCGGCCGAGCUGAUGCAGGACGAAGUGGACGCCGUGGUGGCCGAGCCGGGAACCAGCCUCGAGCUGCUCGUCAUGAAGGCGCCGCGCAGUCGGCUCUCGCGCAGCUCCAGCGUCUCCAGCUCCGGCGUCUCCAGCCCCGUGUCCAGCCCCGCCUCCAGUCCCAUGACCGGGACGUUCCCGCGGUACCGCCUUCCCUCCGUUGACGCGAGCAACUCUGGUUCCUACUUCCAGCGCGGCACUCCCUCCAGAAGAAGCUCGCAGACGGCCUUCCUGCGGGAGAUGUUCGAGCAGACCGCAGUCGCCGGCAGCGGCGCCACGCAACACCACAGUCUACGCAGACAGACCUCGCUGGGAGUUCCUCGGAAGACGUCGGAGUUUCAAGAUGUGACUCAGCGCUCGCUCAGGACGUACAGCGACGGAAAGGUCGGUGUGUCAACAACGGGCCCACCGGCGAACGGCUACAGAAACAGCGCCGAUGGCAUUCUGUCCAAAGGCUUUUGGCAAGACGAGGUACAAGAAACGCCAGCCACUCCGAACGACCUUUCAGAAAGACGUAUAAAAUUUGCCGAAGCCUUGAUCGACGAAAAGAACGAUGACGUUUUCUAUCAGUCACUGGCAACGACAAAUGGCAAUCACAUGCCAAACGAAAAUGGUACUCAGUGGAAUCCAGAAGAAGAUCACUUACCUCUCGGCGUCCCUAAGACGAAGCCACCAGGCAGUCGGGGCAGAAGAAUAUCUCCCGUGUCUCAGCAAGACGACCGCCACGCAGACUUCGACUCCAGCGAGGCGGAUUCUGGAGCUGCACCUGGGUCCUUGCAGAGGACUCGUUCCAGGAAAUCAUUGCAAGAAAUCUUCCCUGUUCAACAGCCGUCAUCAGAAGAAAAUGGACGACAGUCGAGCCAGAUUUCCGGAGGAGGCUCACCCAGCCCAGGACCAGGGACACCUGCGGGUGAUGGAGUGAGCGCAGCGCCAGCGCCACCGCCCUUCCCCGCCCCCGCACCUCCAGCGCCGCCCCCACCGCCGCCUCCAGGUGCUGGAGCCUUGCCUGCCGUUCGUAUUGCCACUGAGAUUCCAGAUACACGCACAGGUGGACGUGUAGGGCAGACAGGCAACGCCUAUGAGCCACCUGCUGCCAUUCAGAAUGCAAUGAUGACCAAGGAUAAGAAGCCCUUCACUUACACACCAGGGGGCCUCGAUCUGUCACAGAUUCGAAGCCCCAGGAUGCAGAGACGCAUAACACGAAAUGCUAAUGCAGAAGGUGUACCAGAACAGCCAGUACAACAAAAAACAUCACCACUGGCACAUGGCCAGCUCCCACCAUCAGCUUUGGCUGCUAUGCAACCUCAGAUGCCAGUCGCUGUCUUUCCAACAGGCAACCAACAAAUGUCACCACCAGUUCCACCACAGCCACAGGUACAGACACAACCACAAGUGCAGAAGGCACCAGUUUCUCCACCUCACUCACAACCACAAGUGCAGAAAGUUCCAGUUCCACCUCCUCAGCCUCAGCCAGUUAAUCAGAAUCAAGCCACAACACAGCCACCACAAUGGUCUCAAACACAGGCAAAACCUGCAUCACCACAAAAUGAACCUGGAAGCAUCUACAUCCCACCUGUUGUACAGCCACAAGGUGGAAGAGCUCAAGUGGGCUCCAUUUACAUACCUCCAGUACAACAGCAGCAGCAAGAUCAGCAGAAGACUGCCAGUCCAUUGUCUCCUGUUUCCCUGAACAAAGCACCAACACCAUGGAUGAGUCAGCGCCCCCAGCAGCAACAAGUGCCAACUUGGGUCAACCGUGAUGAAACUCCUGUGCAGAGACAACCCUCAGCAGCAGCAGCACCAACACCAACACCUACACCCACACCCACACCCGCACCAAGUGGUACACGGAUCAUACCCAUACAAGUAGAGGGACGGGAUACUCCAGUUCAGGCAAAUAAGUCAACCCCUUCAGCAACAAAUCAGCAAACAAACACGAGAAUCAUACCAAUCCAAAUUGAAGGUGAACCAGCACCCAGCCAAUCAAAGCCAUCAGCACAACAACAUGUGCAACAGAGACAGCCAGUCUAUGUUCACAAUAAAUUUAAUCCUUCUUCAGCUUCACCAACAAGCCCAACUCCAAGCGGUCCUGGAACCAGUGAAAUUACGGCUGAGCACAAUCCUAGGCAGUUACAACAGCAGCAGAGCUGGGGCCCUCCUGGUGCAAAUGGGGCUCCAAUUCAGUCUCGAUCAUUCAGAGUGCUGCAAAAAAUAACAGAUACUGACAAUACUGAUGGCAAUGAGAAUAGUCAGCAUAUGGAGUAUCCUUAUGGCAAUCAGUCAACACAAGGCGUGCCAGUGCAGCAACUGAGAAAACUUCAGCUGAGUGAGGAUGAUCGUGCACUUAUGAACAGAUUCAAAGCUCAGGUGGACGAGGACUCUUUUCUGCACAAUGAAUCAGAUCCCAGAUACAGAGGGCCAGCAAUUCCCUCACGUGCUUUUCGUAUGCUUCAAAGCAUGACUGAUGGAGCAAGUGGUUCAGACUUUGUUCCUCCUGCUCCAGCCCCAUCUCGAGGACCUCCACAAAGGCCAGCCAGUGUACAGCCAGCUACAGAAUCUCCUCAGCCAUAUAUUCCACCAUCUGAGCAACAAGUUCAGGAGCCUAAGAAAUAUACUGGAGGUUGUAUUCCUUCUCGUUCAUUUAGGAUGCUGCAGGCAAUGACAGCUCCCGAGAACUGUGCUAGUGCCCCGUCAUCAGACGAAUGUGAGGCACCUGUCUCUGUCUCACAUCAAGGCUAUGAUGAGAAUGCUGCUGGGCAGUGGUAUCCUUAUGAUCCUAAUAUGUCACCUGUACCUCCUUACUGGGGUCCUGAGGCCUGGUGGAGAUACUAUCCUGUUCCUAAUUUGGAAGGACAGAAGAAUUCACAAGCUCCUUCUCCGCACUACUGGGACCCAUAUUCAGCUAUGUAUGCUUACAUGGCAGAAAUGGCUGCAUAUGGUUAUCCUCCUCCACCAUAUCCUCCAGUCUAUUCACCUCAUCAUUUUGCUCCAUCAAGACAAUUUAGAUACCCACAUAGUGGAAGUGAUUCCGAUGAAUGUUCUGGAUAUUCAUCCACUGAUGAAAUGGCAUAUUAUGGGGCAAAUUUUGCACAUGGAAUUCCCCAGGGACAUCCUCCAGUAAUGCUUCCACACAUGAAUCAUCCAUCAGGAAAUCCACGUAAUGUACCAGAAGGAAACACAAAUGAGAUUUGUAACAAUGAAAAAGAAAAUAUGCAUAAAAUUGUAACUGAACCAGACAAGACUUCUGAGAGCAUCACACCAAAAUGUAAUGAAGUCAAUGGCAAGAAAGAAUCAACCAAUGAAAAUGAUAGUAGUAGCUCUGAAGAAGAUGAUACCAGUGAUUCAGAUACUGAGGUGGAGGAUGAGAAUAGAAAUGAAGCAGAUGAAUCUGCUAAAAGUAGUAGUAACAGUCUGCAAAUGAUUCGGUCUGUUUCUGAUAUAAACGUGUAUAACAAUAACUCUGGUUCAGAUGUUCUUUCUCAUAGCUCUGAAACGAAUGAUGAUGAAACAGAAAGGGAAGAAGAUUCAGAUGGAGAUGAUGAAUUUGAAGAGGUUAGUGACAGAGGACAUUAUAACAAUGAAGAAGAGACUUGCCUUCCACACCAGCUAAGUGUGAUUUUUGAAGAAAGUGAAUGCAGUGAUGUAGAGUCUACUAAGCGCAUUCACUCAGCUGAGAAAGCUGAUGUUCGUAACUUAAGUGAAGAUGGUGACAGUUCAACAGCAACACUGGAUAAUUGUGAAGAUGACAGUGAUGUUGAUUAUGAUGCAAUGGAUCCUGGUUCAUCAACAGUAACAGUACGUUUGCCACUAAAACUCAAAUUCAGUAGAUCAGAAAAUGACGAAGAGGUAACAACACUGAUCGUUGGAGAUAGUCAGGUGAAAAGGAUUCCCAAGGAAGAUGAAGUUCUUGGUGACACAAAGUUAAGAGAGCUGAAACCAAAUGUGAAUAAUAAGGCAACAGCUCAAAAAGAAGCUGAUGUAUCAGUAACUGUUUGUCUGACAGCACGAUCUAGUUCUAAUGAUAAAGUAGAACAGUGGAAGCAAGAUGUGGAUAAACAUUUUAACCAGCAAGGUGAUAUAACCAAAAAAGAAGAAUCUGAAAUAUCAAAGCUUUCAAGACAUGGGAGUUUAGAGGAUAAUUUAAACAGGCAAAGGAGUGCAUCAGAUUUAGAUGUAUAUGAAACUGCUGAGUCUGACUCUGAUAUAUCUGUUUGUCUGUCACUGCCUCUGAAGAAAACAAACAACAAAAAGCCACAACCUCCAAAGUCACAUAUUACAUCAGAGAAUUUGAAUAAUGUAUCUGAAGAGGAUGAUGAUGAUGGAAAAGUGAAGGGUGAUGAUAGCGACUGUGCUUUCAGUCACUGGGAAGAUGAUUCCAGUAGUACAAGUAUUCAAACUGUAAAACUUGCUCCACAUACUAAAAAACUGACUGGGUCUAAUACUGAUGAUGAAAAGAGUAACAAGACUUCAGAAGCUAAAGGUGUAACAACAAAAGACAAAGGUGAACAAAAUAGGAAGGUACAGAGCAGUAAUAAAAUGCAAGAAAUAUCAACUUGCGAACAACGAUGUGACAAAGAGGAUGAACAUGCCAUGGUUAAUACUGCUAAUCAUGAGUUGGAAGACACAGAUACAAGUGAAGAUGAGAGUUCCUCUAAUUCUGAGAGUAUAAGUAGCGUCAGUUCCAGUAGUAGUACAAGAGAGAGGAAUAUAUCAAUAAAACCAAAAGAAAAAGUUGAAAGUCCUGCAACAAACUAUGUUUCUGAGAGAAACAGUAAAUCAGAAAAUACAAAUAAUAAUGACAGCAGUGACAUAAAAGAUAAGAUACUUAAUAUUAUUACUGAUAGUAAAAUUAUUUCCAAUAAUGAAACUUUUAACAAAUUAGAAACUUCCCAAACACAGCCAAAAACUGCCAGUGGGACACACAGAGAUAAUCAGAGAAGAGACUCCACAGAAACAAAUAGUCAAGGAGGAAAUGAGAUAAGAACCAGUAAUUCAAAAUCUCAGGAAGAAAGUGAAGAAGAUGAUUCAGGAGUAACAUCUGACUUAAGUCGUCCCAUAUCGGAUGCAGACACAGAGUCUGAAUUAAAUUUAAAUGAGUUACAACUGUUAAGCAAAUGUCAGAGAGCAGCUACACAUUCUCGUCUUUUCAAACUUCUCCAGGAUGAAUGUGGGAAAGAAGAUGAAGAAAAUGAUGAGGAUGAUGAAAAAGCAGAAGAUUUACACACAGAAUCAGUUGGAACCCUGAAAUCAAGGAAAGAUCAACUUACACUACCACUGCAUCAGAAUAGUUCAAGUGAUCCAGAUAGUCUAUCAUCUUCUUCAGGCAUUGGGUCUCCUGCUUCUCCAACUAUUACUGAUCGUUUAGUUAAAGAGCUUAUACGAAGCUUGUUGCAAAAGAAAAAAGGUAAACGUCUGAAGAAAUUACCUCUGGCAAAACUACAUGCAGCUGCACUACGUAUACUGCAAGAAGAUAUGGAUCCAUAUGACACAGUCAGUUCCCCUGGUUCAGAAGAAAGCAAUGGGUUUUGCUUGCCUUCAAACCAAUCUUGUUUUCAGACUCAACAUUCCAUUAAUUAUAAUAAUAAUAAUGCCAACACUGCCAAUAGCAACAUUGCCAACCCACUGAUGCCCCCAACACAUGCCAUGUAUGGUGCAAAUUAUUAUGAUUAUUGCAAUUAUUAUGAUUCUUGGGGGAAUCAAAAUGCAUAUUAUGGAACUGACCAAACUUUUGAAUAUGAUGUUGUUCCUUCAAAAGCAUUUAAGCUUUUACAAGAACACACCCAACCGCAUGGUUUCAGCACAGGUCUUAUAAAUGGACUGUGGGCUAAGUGUCCCAGGAUACCAAGCUCAAAAAACCUUCCAAAGGAUCUUGCGUCAGCAGAGACUUCAAAAGAGAACAAGACUGGGUCUCAGAGUGAUCCCCUACCUGAAGCUCCUGUAAUUCCAGAAAAUGAGUCCAGUGCAGAGACCCCUGCCUCAGCCCAAGCUUCAUGAUGUGAAAGUGAUGAGACAGGCAGACUGUGAACAGAGGGUGAUCACUUGUUCAAACGUUCGAGCUUUUGGUAGACAUUUGAGAUGUCUGUAGCAGGUCGACCAGCUGGGUCAUACCCAGGAGGUCCCGGGCAAUCUGAUAUGUAAGACAGGAAUGACAUUGGAACCGUGUCUGAAGUGAAACAUGGUAGUUCUCAACAUCCACUGGAACAAAUUGUUGCUUAUUAGCAUAUUUUAAGUUAUCUAAGGAUGUUGUACUGAAGUGUACUUACCACAAUAAUGCUUUUCACUUGUUUGACUUUUUAUUAUUUCUUGUACCAUAAUGCUUGAAUAAGGAUGUUGUUUAAACUUUACAUAUGUAAAGCUUCUUGUCUGAGCAUCGUUCAGGGGUUUAUAACUCAUGAGUUAUGUGUGAAGCACUUGCUAUAAUCUGUGCACUCAAUGAAGGAAAAUUUUCUGUGUAAAUACUUUACAGUUUACCAACUAUGAGGACAGCCAAACACAGUCAUUAUAAACAUAAUUGUCAGAACAAGGACAUCAUUCUGACUGCUGUGGAUAGUUACAUGAUGAAAUAACAUAAAACGAAAUUCUAUGAGAAAUCACUUAUAGAGUGUAUUAUAUUUAAUAUACUAUCCAUAAGAAAUAAACAAAUGCUACAUAAAGUUUCAGAUAAAUUUAUAAGAUAACUCAAUAAAGACUUUGAAUUUUGCUUUGAUCUGCAGAUUGCAGGGAACAGCGUGUUAGACAGUUUGAACUUGUAUAAAAGGCAGAUCAGUGCACGAAAAAAAUUUUGACAUUUACUGUCACCUCAAAUUUAUGAUACUCAUGUAAAAGGAGUGGAAGGAAAAACUGUGAUUGCUAUUAGUGAUAAACAUAACACUAUCAUUUUGUUAUUUCUCCUGUAGUAAAAUGCUUUGUAAUGUAGUCCAGAGUGUGUGUAUAGCCAUAAUAUAAGAAGAAUUCAGUUCCUUACUAACAAAAAUGUUGCAAAGAAAGAAAGAGAUUGCUCAGAACAUUGAAAACUUUUAGAGCUAUUUCCUUUCUUUUUCUUAAAAAAAGUGUAACAAAUGUUCAACUCUGCUAAGAAAUUGUAAAUUUGGAUCAGUCCAUGAUAUAAUACAUCUCUGACACUGAGCUGCAGUGAGCCACAGUGUGAGAAGAAAAACCUAUCCCUCAAUUUGGUUUUACAUUAUAUACAUGUAUAUACGUUUGUGUAAAAUUUUUAUUUGCUAUCUUUUUAGUUUCAGAAUGAUACAUAAUAUUUAUGUCACAACAUGUUCUUAGAUAAAAAUGCAGAAAAUGCAGUUUUAUCUAUUUUUACUUAGAUGAAAGUCUUCCUAACAUCACAUAUUUGUAAGGGAUGAUAUCCUCAGAUACUGGUCCCUCUGAUGCUUCAAAACUUGUGAGGCUCAUAUGAGGACAUUAAGGAGCUCAGACACUUGUAGUGGCAUGUCAUAAGAUGUUGUACAACAGAAAUUUAGUAAUAUACCUCUGUAAAUUCUGCAAUAAUAUAGUAUCAUAGUCCAGUCUCCCAUAAAACAUUAGGUUUUUAGAAAACUGUGUUUUCUCUUUAAUUUUUGCUCUACUCCCAAUGCUAAGUUAUUCAUUAUACUUAUCCACAGUGAUAUUUUUCCAUGAAAAUAUUAUUUUUCAAGUAAAUUUAGCAACAUUUAGUUUUAUUCAGGCUGAAAGAUAUAGACAUAUCAGAGAAGGCUGUGACUGAAUGCAAUUUAGUUAUCUGCAAAUCUGUUUGAGAAACAUGACAGGCACUAUUGGUAGUAUAUUUUAUCAGUGAGUAGUAUUGCAGCAUCUGCUGUAAAGUUCUGUUACAUAUUAAAUCCAAGGAAGUAGAUAGUUUUCUCCAGUUAUUUCAUACUGUGUAGGCAGGAGUAGAUGAUAAAUUAAUUUUCUUACUGGACUAUUUUAUGCCAUUGAGUAUUAACACAGGAACAAAUUAUUUGUAGGACAAUAUAAUGACAAUAAGCAGGAUUACAUUGUCAGAGCCUUGAGGUAGGGUUUUUGUAUUAUGAAAGUUGACGAAAUUUGGGUAAUGUUGAAUAUGAAUUCUACACACAUGAAACUGUGCUUCUUUUAUUGUUAAAGAACAAAACAUUGCUCUGUAUAAUGUGGAUUUUAAGUCACAAUAAAACUUUUGUUUUUAUUUUAGUAA